Messenger RNA from Plectropomus leopardus (leopard coralgrouper), 864 nucleotides. The record is from RefSeq and is a predicted model, not a curated record. NCBI's taxonomy places the organism in Eukaryota, Metazoa, Chordata, Actinopteri, Perciformes, Serranidae.
UCUGCUUCGCCCUCUCCUCCUGUCUGCAGGUCCCUGGAUGGCCGUCUGCAGGUCUCCCACAGAAAAGGUUUGCCCCAUGUCAUCUACUGCCGUCUGUGGCGCUGGCCCGACCUGCAGUCCCACCAUGAGCUGCGGGCAGUGGAGCUGUGCGAGUACGCCUUCCACACAAAGAAGGAUGAAGUGUGUGUCAACCCGUACCACUAUCAAAGAGUAGAGACACCAGUACUCCCACCUGUGCUGGUGCCCAGACACACAGAAAUCCCCAGUGAGUUCCCGCCUCUGGAUGACUACAGCCAUUCAAUCCCAGAAAACACCAACUUCCCUGCUGGUAUUGAGCCCCAGAGCAACUACAUACCAGAAACGCCACCACCGGGCUACCUCAGUGAGGAUGGAGAGACGGAUCACCAGAUGACCCACAGCAUGGACACAAGCUCCCCAAACCUGUCACCUAACCCUGUUUCACCCACACACAGCAACUUAGACCUUCAACCAGUGACAUACUGCGAGCCGGCCUUCUGGUGCUCUAUUUCAUACUACGAGUUGAACCAGCGAGUAGGUGAGACCUUCCACGCCUCACAGCCCUCGCUGACAGUGGAUGGCUUCACGGACCCCUCCAACUCUGAGCGUUUCUGCCUGGGCCUGCUGUCCAACGUCAACCGCAACGCAGCUGUGGAAUUAACGCGCAGACAUAUUGGCCGUGGUGUGCGGCUGUAUUACAUCGGAGGAGAAGUGUUUGCUGAGUGUCUCAGCGACAGCGCCAUCUUUGUCCAGAGCCCCAACUGUAACCAGCGCUACGGCUGGCACCCCGCCACAGUCUGCAAGAUCCCUCCAGGUAUGUGCUGCACUGACAGAAUACAUUUUCUC